CUGAGCGGAGCAGAGCUGAGCUGAGCAGAGCAGAACAGGCACCAGCUUGACAGUGUUACUAAGGCAUUUUGUCCACACUCUCUGAUGAAUGGCACUGUUGAAGGGAAAUAGCUAAUCAGCUGUCUGUAGGGACACAUUAUCCAUCCGGCUUUCGACUUCCCUGGAUGUAACUCACUCACUGACUGGAGCUUUGCUGUGUCUUCACCACCCUCACAAAUGCCCCUCCUCGAUGUCUAACUAACUGCCCUCCAUCUCACCUGAGAGGAGCAGAGGACCUGUAACAACCCCCACCCCCAAAAAUACUUCCACCUCUCCUCCUUCUCUUCCUCCUCCUCCUCCUCCUCCUCUCUACUGUUCACCUGGACAGAGCAGGCACAAGACAAGGGACACACAAUGGACUGCAGCUAUGCUCUCAACACUCAGAUAGUGUUUGCUGCUUGAUCUGCCUCUUUUUUCAGAGAGGAGAGGAAAAGAGGAGCGCAGAGAAGAAUUUGGAAUCAGGCUCUCCAGGAGCGUCUAAGAACUCCGCGGGAAAGAAGCCGGCCAAGUUUGUCAGGAUGAUUUUGGGAAGUAUCAACCGAACAGGGGCAGUCCCAACAUUUUUGCGGACCCCCACAAUGAUCCAGCCUCAUCUGGACAUGAAGACCUUCCUGCAGUUCCCCAUGGAAACGCCUCCGCCUCACAGUGUUGGACUCUUUCACAAUUUUAACACAAUGGAUCCUGUUCAGAAGGCGGUGAUCAACCACACCUUCGGAGUCCCACUGGUUAAGACCAAGCGCCCCAUCAUCUCCUGUAAUGUCUGCCAGAUUCGAUUCAACUCAGAGAGUCAAGCAGAGGCCCACUAUAAGGGGAACCGGCAUGCCAGGAGAGUGAAAGGCAUUGAGACCUCUAAGACUCGUCCACAGGAAAGUGACAAGCCUCCUCCCGGACCUACUUCCUCCCCAUCACCCCCAGGAGCCCCGACAGCCAAUACAGACACUGACUCCAGCAAAACAGAAGAGACGCAACCUGUUUCACAGCUGAGCAGGCCUGUGGUAGCGCAAGGGUCUGCGCCUGUGUCGGCUCCCCCUACCCCGGACUCCCCUGCUUCCUCUUCUGCUGCCCUCAUGCCAAGCCCUACCACUCCUCUUCCUCAGCAGCCUGCAAGCAGCUCCUCACCUGGUUGUGGGUCAUCGAACUCAGAGCCUGCUGGAGCACCAGGAGGGACUGCAGCUACUCCUGGCAAUGGAGAGACGGAGGAGGAUAAAGCCAAGAAACUGCUGUACUGCUCGCUGUGCAAAGUGGCCGUCAACUCUCUCUCUCAGCUGGAGGCUCACAAUAAAGGCACCAAACACAAAACCAUUCUCGAGGCUCGGAGUGGACUGGGUCCCAUUAAGGCGUAUCCUCGUCUGGGGCCCAAGCCCAGUGGAGAGAGUGGGCCUACAGACCCGAACACUCAGGAACGCACCUUCCACUGUGAGAUCUGCAAUGUGCGGGUCAAUUCAGAACUGCAGCUCAAACAGCACAUAUCAAGUCGAAGGCACCGGGAUGGAGUAGCAGGGAAGCCCAACCCACUCCUGAGCCGACACAAAAAGCACAGGGGUGCAGACCUCACGGAUCUCACCAAAGCACUGGGCGCUGGCCUCCUGCCCAGUCCUCUGGCUGUAGCUGCAGCGAUGGCAGCUGCCGCCUCAUCCAAUCCGCUAGCUCUCCGUGCCGCAGCUCCCACCCCACACCCUCAUCAUCAUCUAUUACAGGCCCCACACCUUAGCCAUGCUAUCCUGAGACCGGCCCCGGGGCCAAUCCGUACCUCACACGGGCCCAUUCUUUUCUCACCCUACUGACACACCCUUGUGCACUUCAGCCAGCCAGGAGCCAACUCCAAAAGCACACUGUGAAGAAACAAGUAGAAAACUAAAUAUCAAACCACACAGCAAUGACUAGAAUUAUCUCAUCCACACUCUGCUCAAUUAUAAAAAUGAAAAAAAGCUGGAACAAAAGGAAAUGGAGGACAACAAUGGGAAAAGAUCUGACAAGAUUUUUAUUCCUUCUUUCCCUGGCCCUAACCUUCUAUUUGCUUUGGAGUGACUGAGUGAGUGAUUAGCAAUGAAUAGAAAGAUGGUAUACAGUAAUUACUUCAGCUCAGCAUCUAUCUUUCCCUUCUUGUCACACACACACACACACACACACACCCUGUAAGACAGAAUCAGUCAGAUAGGAACCGGAUUGAAGAAACAAACUGCUGGUGAGUUGUAUAACAUGUAACAUACCCAAAAACGCACAUAUACUAAAAGACUACUACUUCUAACUGUUUCCAUAUGUACUGUGUACCACAGUACAAGUACUUUUCUCUUUGUCAUGUUCAGCGUGUCCUGAGCCCUAUGCACCUUGGAAAAAACAACAGAAACACAUUCUGUGAGUAGGAUAGCUGCUUCAAGUGAUCUCCUCUUUAAUCAAUCCAUGUCCUAUGACAUUCUGCCCUGUAAGACACUGUAUAGAAUCUUUACAGUGUGGAGAAGCAGCUCUGUAUAAUAUACGGAGAUCAGUCCCUUGGAAGAACUACGGCAUUCAAGAAGUGAGAAUACGACCAGAGGGGAUGUUGUGCCUGUGUGUGUGCGUGAACGUGAGUAGAAGGCAAUCUAGUUUCAUGGAAGUAUGCGGAAACAUACUCACAACACUAAGUGGGUACUACAGUUUGGAUUCCGAACAAACACUAACAUCAAAUCUUCCUGGGAGAAAAAUCCACCAAGUUUCAUCUUCUCUACAAGUGAGAGGAAGAUAUGAGCUGAUGAUCUGCUAUUUAGUAGAAAUCAACCUUCAGUUCCUAAAGGAAGACUUUAUUUAUUCUUGUGCAGUGUAGCAUAGUCCAAAACUUCCAAGUUGGCUGAUAUUGGUAGUAUUACAUAAACAAAAAAAAUAUAUAUACGUGUGUUAUAGAGAAGAUGGAAUAGCUGUUAGUAGGCUUAAUGAUGAUGGUGAUAGAUGGAUAGUGGGGUUCUUUCAGAGAAAAGUUAUAUAAAAGGGGUGUCCAAACUGCUUCCUAUUUAGCCUAUAUAGCUAUAUUUAUAUAAAUAGAUUGGCUUAAGAAUUAACUUUUACAUGUGACAUACGUACUUUGACCAGCGUGUGUCACUAUUGUGUCAAUUUGAAUCUACAAACUUUUCCUCUUUUCACAACGUUUUUAUGGUUAAUUCUACAGGUCUGUAUUACCAAUGUGUCACAAAAGACACCACAAAUUACUGUCAAAAAAGAAAAGGAAUGUAGAUACAUGUAUGCUGGCAAAAUGAGUACCGAAUCUGUGGUGGCUUGUCCAUAGAGGCAGGUGGGGCAGAGCCUGACAUUUAUAAAAAUAUAUUCAGCUAUAUAACAAACAUUAAUGCUCCCUUUUAAAUUCCACUAAAAUAGUGACUGUGACUAAUAUUGAGUGUUGCUCAAUCAAUAACAGAUUUGUUAUUGAUAUUUAAUAGAUAUAACCCACAUAUUUCCUUAAUGUUGCACAAUCAUGGGGCAACAUGUUCAUUUCAGCACUUGCUACUGCAUGUAGUGUGUCAAAAAUCUGUGUGAACUUCAAGAAGUGCUAAUAAGGGCCAGAAUUGGGCACGGAUCUCAGGGGAAGAACAGCAGACAAAGCAGGUAAUGAGGCUACAGUGGACCGUACAUCCAUGGGACCUUGUUUCACAGGCAUAAAAUGUGAAAAAAAAUAUGCAAAAUGUUCCUCCUGUUUCUAAUACUGAAUAUUUUAGGUUAGGUUUAAGUCUAUUAUGUUGAUGCUGAAACCUGGCAAUCGGGAGUAAUAAUAUUAGCUAUAACUCAUCUAGCAUACAGGAAACUGAACACAACUAAUAGCAAACGGUGUAAGUCAAGUGUGAUAGCCUAUCAAGUUAAUAGGUUAUAUUGUGAUUAAUGUUUUCAUGCCCACCUGACUCGACAGUCACAAGCCAUUGCUGGACUGAGCUCAAAGGAAAUUGUGCGUAUUUCAUUUAGAAUUCAGCUCCUGAGAAGGAAUAUAAUGAGCGAAUAAAAAUGCAUAUAACUCACCAUAUAAGAUCAACUAAAUGAAGAUGGAAUUAAAUAUUGGUCUAAUAAUUGUACUACUGCAUAUGUGGCCUGUAGCUGGUUAUAAUUUUCCCUAUCCUACAACCAAAAAAAAAAAGUUUGCACACCCCUGCAAUAUAAGCAAAGGUUUGGACUCGCACAGACUCCUGUCUCCAUCCCACCUCUCUACCUCUCUCUCUCUCUCUCUCUCUCUCUCUCUCUCUCUCUCUCUCUCUCUCUCUCUCUCUCUCUCUUUCUUUCUUUCUUUCUUUUUCUCUUUCUCUCUCACUCACUCACUCUCAUGUACCCAAGUUAUGCAACCUCAACAGAAAGGCCAGCAAUAUGAACCCUGAUCUUUCGUUAUCAUUUCCUCCUGCAUCCCAGCUAAAAAUCAAUCCUGAACUCUGUCACCUGUAUCUGUGAGGAGUGGAGGAAAGGACAACGCUUUAAGGAGAGGAACAGGGAAAUGAAAAAAUGGAAUGAAUAAUAACUUAACAGGAAGAAUCACAGUGACAUUGCAAGGAGACCUGACUGUUCUCCAGUUAUUUGGUCUGAACUUCCUAUCUUGAAUCUAAAGCCAUGCAAUGCAUAUAAUUUCUAUUCUUUUACUAUGGUUGAUUUUAUGUUAUUGUUUUGUAGUUGUGGUUAUUGUUUUUUUUUUUUUCCAUUUUCAUAAAACACUGUUUUAUUGAUUACAUAAUUAGUGAUGUGAAGACUGGUGGGGGAAAAUACAUCCAAAAAUAUUUUUUUGAGUCGAGAACCAUGGGAUGAAAUCCAGUGGGGAUAAAUAUUAAUUUAGAAAACAAGACCAGUUGAAGGGAUUUUCCAUAAGGUACUGAUGGACACACCUAAAGCCCUUCCAUGACAAGUGAUGCGCUAAAUGUCUUAGUUUUUGGAUAUUUUCAAUGCAAUAAGCAAUCAAAUUAUGUGACUUGCUCUAGAUGAACAUUAACCAAAUGUACAGAAUUCUGUAAAUUGAAUUGUGUGUGCCUACUGAUAGGAAUAUUUGUUCGUCCAUGGCGAUGUUUUCCUUCUCAGUGCAGCAGGAAGGGCUGUGAUGGACUCUCACUCGCCCUUCACAUAAAAAAAGGGCCUUAUGAAUCUUUGAUGGGGCACAAAAUACAGGAAAUCUGAGUGAAAUUGAUAUAUAGUCUGCCAUACUGUUUGCAUAGCAUAUGUAGCUAAGUUUCAAGAUUUCAUUGUUGCGUUUUUGUGUGUGGUCAGCAGGUUUCGUAAGUACAGUAUCAUUAUCAUGAUAAUGCCAUUACAGAAAUGCUAACCUGUGUUAGCAUCCACCAUUGUGCUUUGGUUAAAGUGAUCUCUAUUAGGAGAUGUUAGAGAUUUUAUUUUUAUCAUUAAUAGUGGGGCAGUAGCAAGGGUGCUAUAGUUCUUGUCAUUGUAUAUCUUCUAACAUUUGUGUGAAUAUCAGACAGAUUCCAUCAAGCAGGACUAAACGACUUGUAUCAGAGUGCAGCUGAUUGUAGUGCUGUGUUCACUGAUCUGCAGUAAACACCAAUCACACAGAAGCUUCAGCGAUGCCAUGUCAGGCUGCAAACUCCAAGGAGUAACAGCGAUUCACUUCCCAGCAUAGUCCAUAAGCAUGAUACGGAUACACUUAGAUCCAUCUGUGAACUCUAUAAAGAAUACGUUCAUCCUGUAGUCAUCCCCAGAAGGAGCAUUGUCAGUGUACAUAAAUGUUUGGGAGUCCUUUGUUAGAUUCAUCCAAUAUUUCAGGGCAGGUGUAAUGUUAGUGAUGAAGUGUGUUUUAGCCGUAGCCUUAUUCCACCCUAAGCCUCUACAGGAGCAGAGAAAAUGGAAACCCUGAGAAGCUUUUGGUCAAACCUUGUCUUGCCAAUAAAGUUAUUUUUGAAUUUGUCAGAGGGACAAAAAGAGUAUGUAUGGUGAACCGUAGCAAUAUACAACCCAUACCGGCUACUCUUGUUUAUUGCAAUAAGGAGAUCAAUCAAUAAAUGCAUAGCCUAUGUGAGUAAAAUACUAUAGAUGUAAUUUAAAUAAAACAGAACUUUAUGGAAAAUAUUAUUGAUAUUAAAAGAAACCUGGAGUUACCACAGGGAAAAAAAUGUCUAUAAAUCAAUAAAGACUAUUAAACCUAAUUCAAAUGAGUCU
Molecule: messenger RNA, 6141 nt
Organism: Tachysurus fulvidraco (yellow catfish)
Lineage: Eukaryota; Metazoa; Chordata; Actinopteri; Siluriformes; Bagridae
Gene: znf385a
Product: zinc finger protein 385A
Exons: 8
Coding region: 558-1823 (421 amino acids)
Cellular component (GO): nucleus
Molecular function (GO): zinc ion binding; nucleic acid binding
Source: RefSeq, a predicted model, not a curated record